GUCCCCCGCUCCCCAUUAAGAAUUGGCACCUUUGAGGAGAGGGGGUACCCGAAUUUGACAGGUACCCGCUCCCACUUCCGCUGCGAUCGCCUAGAGGAUCGGAAGCGGAAGUUGUCCCCCCCCCUCUCUCCCCAUAGUCUUCUGGGACACAUGACAGGUCCCAGAAGAUUAUGGGGCCAUUCACAAAGUGUAGCGCUUCUCGCGCAUGUGCAGUGGGCACUCAGCUGUGAAGCCGCAAGCUGUCACAGCCGGGUGCUCACACUGAAGAUGCCGGCACCGGAGAGAGAAGACAGCCGAUGAAAC
This is a messenger RNA of Staurois parvus, 303 nucleotides long. The record is from the annotation of a GenBank genome assembly. Lineage: Eukaryota; Metazoa; Chordata; Amphibia; Anura; Ranidae.